AUGUCGUUGCAGCCCCAGUUCUCCGAGCGCCCUCCCCGAGACGUAAACGGCCCAGCCUCCGCUCCCUACUGGGAAGAGCCCGCUUCAUCGCCAUACUGGGACGCCCCCGAGUUGGCCGAGCACCUCGCCGGCCAAUCGGUUCACGGCCCUGAACCCGACGCCUCGCCCGCCAUUUUGCAGGGACUCAACGAAGCGCAGCAGCAGGCCGUCCUCUCCACCGAAGGGCCGUUGCUCAUCAUCGCCGGCCCCGGUUCCGGCAAAACGCGCGUCAUCACCCACCGCAUCGCCUACCUGGUUGAGGAAUGCGGCGUCAACCCGUGGCAAAUCCUGGCCGUAACCUUCACCAACAAGGCCGCCCGAGAAAUGCGGAACCGCCUCGAUCGACUUCUGCUCAGUCGCAGCGAAGCCGUGACGAUGGGCACUUUCCACGCGGUCUGCUCCCGCAUCCUGCGUCGCCACGGCGACCGGAUCGGACUCAAUCCCAAUUUCACCAUCUACGAUCAGGACGACCAGAUCGACGCCAUCAAGUCGUCCAUGCAGCUGGCCGACGUUGACACCAAGCGCUUCCCUCCCCGCGCCAUGCUGUCCCGCAUCUCGGCAGCCAAGAGCACACUCCAGGAAUCCAGACAAAUGCGGGAAUCCGCCUACGCUGCCGAGGACGAAUACGGCGCGAACUGGAUCGAAACCUGCUCCCGCGUUUAUCACUACUACGAAGAAGCCCUCUCCCGUCAGAACGCUCUCGAUUUCGACGAUCUCCUGAUGCGCACCGCCAGCUUGCUCAAAAAUGUUCCCGAAGUGCGGGCCCAGUACCACGAACGGUACCGCUACCUGCUGAUCGACGAGUUCCAGGACACCAACAUCGCCCAGUACCAGUUAGCCCGUCUGCUCACCGGCACUCACCAGAACCUCUGCGUUGUGGGCGAUCCCGACCAGAGCAUCUAUUCCUGGCGCAACGCCGAUAUCCGCAACAUCCUCAGCUUCCAGUCCGACUACCCCGAUGCCACCGUCAUCAGUCUGGGCGAGAAUUACCGCUCCACCAAAAACAUCCUGCAGGCCGCCUCCAGCGUCAUCGCCGCCAAUACCGAGCGGAUCGAACGCCCCCUCUUCACCGGCAACCCAGCCGGCCGACCCAUCACCCUCCACGAAGCCUACAGCGCCGAUGAUGAGGCAGCGUGGGCAGUGGACGAAGUAACCCGUCUCACCAAAACAGGGGAGGUCAGAGCCGGCGAUUGUGCCAUCAUGUACCGCAUCAACGCCCAGAGCCGCGCCUUCGAAGACCAGUGUAUGCGCCAGGGAAUGCCCUAUCGGCUCGUCGGCGGCGUUCGUUUCUAUCACCGCAAGGAAAUCAAGGACGCGGUUUCCUAUCUUCGGGUGAUCUACAACCCCGACGAUGAAGUCAGCCUGCGACGCGUGAUCAACAACCCUCCCCGCGGCAUUGGCGCCAAAACGGCGCAGCUGCUUACCCGUUUCUCCACCGACCGGGGAAACACCAUGCUGGCGGCCAUGCAGCAGAUCGCCGAUGCCCGAACCGAACAGCUGCCCUGCCCCAUCAGCGUUACCGCCCGGGCGGCCAAAUCCAUCGCCGAUCUUGCCAUCACGUUCCAGCGACUCCGCGACGCAUCCCGCGAGCUUGCGGUGGCCGACCUCCUGGAUCGGGUGCUGGACAUGUCCGGCCUCGCCCGUCACAUCCAGGCCGAUGAGAACAGCGAAGAUCGCUGGGACAACGUCCAGGAGCUGCGGGCGCUUGCCGAGGAAUAUGGCCCCUCCCCACAGGCCGACGGCCUCGGCGCAUUCCUGGAACGGGUUUCGCUGGUCUCCGACGUCGACAGCUAUGAACAGACCGACGACGCCCUGACCCUCAUCACGCUCCACCAGGCCAAGGGUCUGGAAUUCCCGGUCGUGAUGAUUGCCGGCAUGGAGGAGGGGUUGUUGCCCCACAGCCGCUCCCUGGAUACGAUUCGCGAGAUCGAAGAAGAGCGACGCCUGUGCUAUGUGGGAAUGACCCGGGCCAUGCAGCGUCUUUACCUGCUGCGAGCCUUCAGCCGUCCCUUCCCGUCGUCCGGUGGCAUACCGUCGCGCUUCCUCCAGGACGUGCCCGAGGAGUUGCUGGCGUCGCCGGCCCUGGAACGACCCCCCGGCACGCGCGCCGACACUCACCCACUCAAUCCCUCGCGCCCCAGCCGCAACGAAGAUGCCGUGAUCGGCGGUUCCUGGGCCACUUCCCGCCGCGAGUCCCGCACCCGCCGGGGCGAGGCCGGCGAAGGAACCACCGGCGGCGCCACCCGUGGCCAUCUGCGCGGCGACAUCGAUGAAAAACUCACCGAAUGGGUCUCCAGCCGCCCCCCGCGAGCCCCCCAGCCCGAGCGCAUCCCCCUCACCGUCGGCGAAAUCGUGCGCCAUUCGGUAUUCGGCGAAGGCGUGGUUCAGGACGUGCAGGGCGUCGGCGACGACGAGCAGGUCACCGUGAAUUUCAGCAGCGCCGGACUGAAGCGCCUGCUGGUUUCGUUGGCCCGCCUGGAACGCGGUUGA
This is a messenger RNA of Geodia barretti, 2529 nucleotides long. NCBI's taxonomy places the organism in Eukaryota, Metazoa, Porifera, Demospongiae, Tetractinellida, Geodiidae. The record is from the annotation of a GenBank genome assembly.